UGGGUGGGGGCUGAGCGGGUUCGGGGGCGAAAAUGGCGUCGUUCGUGGCUGAGGUGUUGGCAUCGUCGGGGAAGCUGGAGAAGGAGGAUAUCGGCACCAAGAUCAGCAAGCUGGCCCGCCGGGUGGAGGAGGUGAAGGGUGAAGUAUGUGACAUGAUCAACAAGAAGUAUGAGGAGUUCAUCCCAAGUUUAAAAAACGGAGAGGAUCUGGUAAAUCAAGUGGACGACAUCUCAAUGGAGAUAGAUGUUCUUAAAUCACAGAUCGAAAAUGAGGUAAGUGAAGCUAAUGAGAAUCCCACAGAAGUAAAUAGAAGAUUAGAAUGUUCAUGGAACUAUUUUACUUUUGCUUGCUAUCUUUUCCAGUUUGACACUGCUCUUGAAACACAUCACCAAGCUUUGUUAGAAAAAAACUACAUCAAAUCAGCUACUCAUCUCAAUAAAGCACAGUCCAACCUGACCCUACUAAAAUCAAAGAAAGGCAUUGAGUUGAAAAUGUUGCAAGUGCUUAGUACGGAAUUCAUUGUACAGAAGGAGAAACUGCUGUACCAUCUUGGGGAGGAGUGGAAGCAACUGGCUGUUUGGAACCUUCCCCCUUCACCAGCUCCUUCAAAAGCUGAAGAUUUAUUUGGAUGGACUUUGAAGACUGAGCUGCACUUGUGCAACAUGACAUCAAAGAAAAAAAGUGAUCUUGAGCCGCUGCUUGUGUCAGUACUUCAAGGCUUUGCUAUCCUUGGUGAAUUGACAAGGAAACUGAAAUUCUUCAGUCAGAUCUUGAUGAAAUAUGUAUUGAAGCCGUUGGUUCUUGAUCCUUCCUUUGAUGUUGAGAUUGAACUUCAGACACAGGAUGCAGUAUUACGGUUGAUUGCAGUUGAAAAGAAAUCUGAUCAUGCCUCACCAGCAGAUGUUUACCGGAAGGUGAUCGCUGUUUUGGAGUUCCUGCACCAACAUCUUCUUUAUGUGUCUCACUGGGAUUCUGUGGUAUGUGAUGUGAAGCAGGAUGCAGUCCUGACAGAGUUGCUGGGAGAUAUGAUAUGGGAGGAUUUAUCAGAAAUUAUCAUCAAGAACUGUUUAGUAUAUUCCAUACCAGCAAACAGCAGCCAAUUGGAUCAGUAUGAAGAGGUGAUAAAUGAAACAGAUAAGUUUGAGAAGAAACUGAAAGACAUGCAGUUUUUGCGGGAGCAUUCCACAGACCUGUUAAAAUAUGCAAGGAACGUGAAUGUUCACUUUGCCAGUAAGAAGUGCCAAGAUGUGAUAGUCACUGCCAGAAACCUGAUGACAUCAGAAAUUCACAACACUGUGAAGGUAACACCUGAUUCUAAGAUCUCCAUACCAAAGCUACCCAGCGUGGGGUUGGUCAGCAAAGCAAAAAUGCCAGAGACGUCUACUGUUGCUCUGAGUGACAUGGUGAACUUGGGAUAUGGAAAGCAGCUCAGCCAUCGGACUCUCUGCAUUCCGACCUGCCGUAUCAGUGAAUCUGUCCAGAAACUGAUCGAACUGGCUUACCAGACACUCUCGGAGGCCACGAGUGCCACACCUGAAUGUGCCAUGCAGCUUUUCUACACUGUGAGAAACAUGUUCCACUUGUUCUACGAUGUGGUACCAACCUAUCAUAAGGAUACAUUACAGAAGUUGCCGCAGCUGGCUGCUAUCCACCACAACAACUGUAUGUACAUUGCCCACCACCUGAUCACCUUGGGACACCAGUUCCAGUGCACCCUGCCAAGUCCUUUGUGCAAUGGAGCUGCCACCUUUGUAGAUUUUGUGCCAAGCUUUAGGCGGUUAGGAACGGAGUGCUUCUUGGUGCAGUUGCGUGUCCAAAGAGACGAGCUACUGGAAAGGUUGUCAAAUGCACGAAAUCUUUCGAGCUUGGAUGAUGUGGAUAAUUACACAGCUGCAAAUAAAGCAGUCCGGCAGGUGAUUCAUCAGUUAAAACGGUUGGGCAAAGUUUGGCAAGAUGUGCUUCCAGUUCAUAUAUAUUGCAAAGCUAUGGGGACUUUACUUAACACAACAAUUAUAGAGAUUGUGAACAAAGUCACAGUUCUAGAGGAUAUCUCCUCGGAAAGUGCAGACUGCCUCUAUUCGUUAUGUCGAGCUAUACUGGAAGAAGGUCCACAGAUCUUCCAGCCACUACCUGAAGAAAGUGGAAACAAAAAAUAUCAGGAAGAAGUUGCAGUAUAUGUCCCAAAAUGGCCGAAAUUCAAGGAACUAAUGAUAGUCCUUCAGGCCAGUCUGCAGGAGUUAGUGGACAGAUGGACUGAUGGGAAGGGCCCUUUCGCAGCAGAAUUUUCUCCAGUUGAGGCAAAAAACCUAAUCCGAGCUUUGUUUCAGAACACGGAGCGAAGAGCCACAGCGCUGGCAAAAAUUAAAUAGAUAUUGUUAUGAUUUUCUAUGUAUUAAAUGAAUGAAAUGUCAAUAAAUGUAUAUUUACCUUGUAAA
Molecule: messenger RNA, 2435 nt
Organism: Chiloscyllium plagiosum (whitespotted bambooshark)
Lineage: Eukaryota; Metazoa; Chordata; Chondrichthyes; Orectolobiformes; Hemiscylliidae
Source: RefSeq, a predicted model, not a curated record